GGUAAGCCCGUGAUACGUUGCUACAGCAUGUCAGUGUAACCCAUCCGGGGUCCAUUCUCAUCGUUCUCCCGAAACCCAGCGCCCAACGCCGCCACUCCUCCGCCGCCGCGUAGCCGGAGAGAUGUCGAGGCUCGCGGCUGCCGCCCUCCGCGGCGCCCUCACCGCUUCCGGGGCGCGCUCUUACUCGACCCCAGUGGCAUUUCCCCUUGCAUCCUCUCGUCUCUUUUCAACCGACGCAUCCGGCGCCGUAGCGGGAUCACAGGACGACUCAUCGUCCGGCGAAGGCCAUACCUAUGGAAGGUUUUACACUAAUAUUUCUGGUGUCGGCCGUCUUGGCAAGAACAUGCUGAAGACUGACAUUAUCCAUUACCUUGACCAAUGUGAACUGUCACUGGAUGAUGUGAAGAUUGAUUACAACAAGGGAUUUUAUCCCAUGGGCGCAUUAUUGAAGUUUCCUUCAGUGGAAUCAUUUGAGGCAGCACUCAGGCAAACAAUUCAGGGUCGCAUGUACAGGCUUGAGAGGGUGAGUCCUGAUGUGUGGGAACACAAGAUAUCUUUGAAUGGAAAAGCUGUACUGUUGCAAGGAGUCCCUCGAAGCGCUCAAGCUGAUGACAUAGAACGUUUCUUGUGCGGCACUAACUAUGAACCUCCUCCAUUUGAAAACUUUGUCAGAGCUGGGGUUCCUGAGCCUGUAAGAAUGGUGCUGGUAAAGUUCGGCUCGAGGACUGAUGCAACCAAUGCCUUCAUUGCUAAAAACAAGGGUUUCUGUCUGAACAGUCCUGUUACCAUGCGGGUUAUUCAGUAAUUUGUCAGAUAUUAUCAUGUGAUCACCUCCUUCCCAUCAAACCUAGGAUGUGAAGCCUAUAGGCGCAUGUGAUAGAGACUCCAUUCAACCUGAUUUAUUAUGGGUUUUCUCUGCCACUUUAUUGUACCAUUUUUGUUGUCAACCUGGACCUUGUGCUUGUGCUUAGCUUGCAGGUUUCCUGUUAUGACAGAAGUAGUUAAACGAGUUAAUCUAAUAAAUGUUAAUACACAUCA
Hordeum vulgare subsp. vulgare (domesticated barley) is the source of this 1038-nucleotide messenger RNA. RefSeq lists its product as uncharacterized. The record is from RefSeq and is a predicted model, not a curated record. Gene Ontology annotation, molecular function: nucleic acid binding. The transcript has 6 exons. Bases 122 to 805 code for a protein of 227 amino acids. NCBI's taxonomy places the organism in Eukaryota, Viridiplantae, Streptophyta, Magnoliopsida, Poales, Poaceae.